AACGUGAGGGCGACUAACAGCUGCCGGGCGCGUGGACCAAAGGACGUGCAACGCCGUGCGGCGCGUAGCAUAUUCUGACGCAGUAUACAACGUGCGUUUCAGACCCUCCUUAUUUCGUUCGACCGACACUGGGGACAUGCCGUAACUGCAUCUUUCUCCCACCGCUACUAGGUGGACCCUACACGUGAUAUCUUUUCCUCGAAUAGACCCGCUGGUCGCUCGACCGGGGAAGAGCCAUGAGUGCUCUUCUCGAGAUGCUCGCCCGGUUCUGGGACUGGCGAUGGAUCUCCACAGCGCUGGUCUUCGUUGUAUCCUACUUCGUCGGCCGUUUCUACCACCGGGUGUCCAAGUACCCCAGGGGGCCGUUUCCUUUCCCGCUGGUUGGGAACCUACUGAGCUUGAGUUUUUACAAGGUCAACUUCCCGAGCAAGGCAGCCGAAUUGGCCAAGGUGUACGGAGAUGUAUUCACACUGUGGAUGUCGCACAGGCCCAUGGUUAUGCUCAGCAGCUACGAUGUGAUUCGUGAGGCGCUUCUCAACCGCAGACACGAGUUCGCCGGGCGCUUUCCAACUAAAAUGGGUGCCCUUCAAACCCAGGGAAAUCACGACAUCAUGUUCGAAGAUUACAACCCAUGUUGGAAGGCACUUCGAAAAGUCGCUCUCCUUGCUGUGAGGAAGUACGCUGUCAGCGAGUCGCUCGAAAAACUGGCGACAGAAGUGGUUGACUCUUACGUGGACUCCCUGGAAGAAGGCUCGCAGAUUGUGGAAUCGAGACAGCCUUUCCUGACAAUCCUCUUCACCCUCAUUGGUGUUUCUGUUUACGGCCAAACGGUGGAAGAAGCAAGAAGCGAAGUGAAGCGAAUGGAGGAGAUCGAUCGCAAGUUCUUCGAGGUUGCCCCCGAUGGUCUGCCGAGCGACAUCGCGCCAUGGCUGGGUGUCUUGUACCGCCGCAGAGAGAAGGCGAUCGAGCGUGUAUUUCACGACUCUUUCGAGAUCUGCAACAAGUUUUUUAGCGCCGCUGAAAAAACGUACGCCCCAGGGAAAACUGACAACUUUACUCACGCCAUGCUGUCUGCUCGUGAAGAUGCGAUACGCGAAGAAAAGAGUGAUGCUCAGUACCUGACCAAAGGAAACAUGGUUCAAGUCGUCUUGAACAUAUUUGGAGCCGGAACUGACACUUCAGCCGCAGAACUUCAAUGGCUAUUCCUAAUGAUGGCUAAAGAGCCCUCUAUUCAAGAAAAGAUUCAGAAAGAAAUCGAAGACAACAUCGGAAACUCGCCACCUGUCUAUAAAGACAGGGAGAGGAUGCCCUUCACGGUUGCCUGUCUGAUGGAAACCCUUCGAUGUUUCCCUGCUGCUCCUCUGGGCAUGCCACACAACACCAUGACCGACACAAAGCUCGGACAACUCGGUAUACCAAAGGACACAUGCGUGCUGUACAACGUGUACGGCGUGAACCACGAUCCCAAGCUCUGGGACGAGCCGGACGAAUUCAGACCGGAGCGCUUCCUGGACCCCGCUACAGGCAGGCUUCGCCGAGAGCCUCUGCCUUUGCUCUCUUUCGGCAUGGGAGCACGCUCUUGUCCGGGAGAGAAGCUGGCGAACACGGACAUGUUCUACAUCCUCGUGAGACUUCUGCAGCGCCUCAGCGUCAGUCAAGGCGACAAGCCGCCUAUGGUGGACGUUCGUAGCCUCCGCUCGAACAUAUUCCUGUUGCCUGCCGCACAAAAUAUCACACUCACCAGAAGGAACUAAGCGCUUCGUAUAGCGCUACGUUAGGAAAACAAACAUGGUCGGGAAAGCAGUCUUCGACGACAAAAUGCCUCGGCGUUUCCUUUAGAGAUAGUCAGUGAAACACAGGGAGAAAGAAAGAGAGAGAAAGAGAAAGCACAACGCACGCAGAACAGCACUCGAACGGAGCUGUAGCUUCUCCGCUCGGGAACGGCUAGAUACCUCAGUACACAUGUUUGAUGGUCUUAGCCGCCCUUCUAGCUCAGUACAACAAUUCGAGCUGGUCUGUAUAGAGUAAAUAGGAGCAGUACUGAGUCGCCCUUCGUUUUGGUGUCGUUGGAUGUCGAAUAGGUGAUAUCUCUUGUGUGCUUGACCAUGUACAUGCUAAGUGUGAGAUGGUUGUUCAUUCCUCGAAGUGUGGGCAUGUAUGUGAGCAUGAAGCAGUGUGUAUACAGUGAGCAUGAGGCCGAAGUGUGGUUGCGUGUUUGUUUAUACUUGAGUCAUUGCUGCAGUUUCCUGUAUGAAAUGCAGUCUGGGGUUUACUGCGUGCUUGAGUCUCAAGUGUGUUUGUGGGAUCGUUUUUACUUUGCACCGUAUACUUCAGCUUCGUCAUCCAUGAGAGUGUUUUGCGACAGUAGAAGCUUCACAGAAUAAAGGUAUUAUUUUUCCUUCC
Messenger RNA from Rhipicephalus microplus (southern cattle tick), 2403 nucleotides. Its product is annotated as cytochrome P450 1A1. Lineage: Eukaryota; Metazoa; Arthropoda; Arachnida; Ixodida; Ixodidae. The record is from RefSeq and is a predicted model, not a curated record. Gene Ontology annotation, molecular function: steroid 17-alpha-monooxygenase activity; heme binding; iron ion binding. Gene Ontology annotation, biological process: progesterone metabolic process; hormone biosynthetic process.